Microthlaspi erraticum is the source of this 2451-nucleotide messenger RNA. The record is from the annotation of a GenBank genome assembly. Lineage: Eukaryota; Viridiplantae; Streptophyta; Magnoliopsida; Brassicales; Brassicaceae.
AUGGAUUUUUGGUGUAAAGUUCUAGUCUUUUUCGCAUUCUUCUUCACUGUGACAGCAGAGAUUUACAUUGUGACUAUGGAAGGAGAUCCAAUCAUCAGUUACAAAGGUGGUGAUAAUGGUUUUGAAGCAACCGCUGUGGAGUCUGAUGAGAAAAUCGAUACUACAAGUGAACUGGUGACAUCCUACGCUCGUCACCUAGAGAGGAAGCAUGAUAUGCUUCUUGGAAUGCUCUUUGAGGAAGGAUCAUACAAGAAGCUUUACAGCUACAAACACCUUAUCAAUGGAUUUGCAGCUCAUGUUUCCCCUGAGCAGGCGGAGAUGCUUCGCCGUGCGCCUGGUGUGAAGUCUGUGAGCAGAGAUUGGAAAGUGAGGAAGCUCACAACACACACACCACAGUUUUUGGGGUUACCAACUGAUGUUUGGCCAACCGGUGGUGGUUAUGAUAGAGCAGGAGAAGAUAUUGUGAUAGGCUUUAUUGACUCUGGGAUAUUUCCACAUCAUCCUAGCUUUGCCUCUCACCAUACAGCAGUGCCUUAUGGCCCUCAUCCUAGUUACAGAGGGAAAUGUGAAGAUGAUCCUCUUACUAAGAUUAGCUUCUGUAAUGGGAAGAUCAUAGGAGCACAGCAUUUUGCUGAAGCUGCUAAAGCAGCUGGUGCGUUUAACCCUGAUGUUGACUUUGCUUCACCGAUGGAUGGUGAUGGACAUGGAAGUCAUACAGCAGCUAUUGCAGCUGGGAAUAAUGGUAUUCCGGUGAGGAUGCAUGGCUAUGAAUUCGGAAAAGCGAGUGGGAUGGCUCCUCGUGCAAGGAUUGCUGUUUACAAAGCUCUUUACCGGCUUUUUGGAGGCUUUGUGUCUGAUGUGGUUGCUGCCAUUGAUCAGGCUGUUCAUGAUGGAGUUGAUAUUUUGAGCCUCUCGGUUGGUCCAAACAGUCCUCCAGCUACUACAAAGACAACAUUCUUGAAUCCAUUCGAUGCAACACUUCUUGGAGCUGUAAAAGCUGGUGUCUUUGUUGCUCAAGCUGCUGGAAACGGAGGCCCCUUUCCGAAAACUCUGGUUUCAUACAGCCCUUGGAUCACUACUGUAGCUGCUGCAAUUGAUGAUCGCAGAUACAAAAACCAUCUGACCCUUGGAAAUGGGAAAAUGCUUGCCGGAAUAGGAUUAUCCCCUUCUACACGACCUCAUCGUUCGUACAAGAUGGUCUCUGCGAAUGAUGUUCUGCUUGAUUCUGGUACGAAUAAAUACAAUCCCUCGGAUUGCCAGAGGCCAGAAGUCUUGAACAAGAAAUUGGUUGAAGGAAACAUUCUGCUUUGUGGAUAUUCUUUCAACUUUGUUGCUGGCUCAGCUUCCAUCAAGAAAGUUGCUGAAACUGCCAAGCAUCUAGGCGCAGCUGGUUUCGUUCUUGUUGUCGAAAAUGUGUCUCCAGGAACAAAGUUUGAUCCUGUUCCUUCUUGCAUUCCUGGAAUUCUGAUCACAGAAGUCUCUAAGUCAAUGGAUUUGAUUGAUUACUACAAUGUCACAACGUCAAGAGAUUGGAUGGGAAGAGUAAAGAGCUUUAAAGCUGAAGGAAGCAUCGGAGACGGUUUAGAGCCCAUUCUUCACAAAUCAGCACCUGAAGUGGCUCUGUUCUCAGCUCGAGGACCCAACACUAAAGAUUUCAGCUUUCAAGAUGCUGAUCUCCUCAAACCAGAUAUUCUUGCUCCUGGCUCUCUUAUAUGGUCUGCCUGGUCUCAAAAUGGAACAGACGAGGCUAAUUAUGUCGGCGAAGGAUUUGCACUAAUCUCUGGCACAAGCAUGGCUGCACCACACAUUGCCGGUAUAGCUGCUCUGGUGAAACAGAAGCAUCCUCAAUGGAGUCCAGCUGCUAUCAAAUCAGCUCUGAUGACGACUUCAACAGUCAUGGAUCGAGCAGGAAGGCCUCUCCAAGCACAGCAGUACUCAGAAACAGAGACAGUCACGCUUGUUAAAGCCACUCCUUUUGAUUAUGGAAGUGGUCAUGUCAAUCCAAGCGCUGCUCUUGACCCUGGUCUCAUCUUUGAUGCAGGUUAUGAGGACUAUUUAGGAUUCUUGUGCACCACGCCAGGUAUCGAUGCUCACGAGAUAAGGAACUUCACAAACACUCCUUGCAAUUUCAAAAUGGGACAUCCUUCAAACUUCAACUCCCCAUCCAUAGCCAUCUCUCACCUUGUGAGAACACAGACCGUGACAAGAAGAGUGACGAAUGUUGCAGAAGAGGAAGAAACAUACACAAUCACUUCAAGAAUGGAGCCAUCUGUCGCCAUUGAAGUGAGUCCUCCUGCUAUGACGCUUAGAGCCGGAGCUUCUAGAACCUUCUCGGUGACUCUGACGGUGAGAUCGGUGAUCGGAGGUUAUAGCUUCGGAGAUGUUACACUGAAAGGAAGCCGAGGGCAUAAAGUGAGUAUUCCUGUGGUUGCUAUGGGACAAAGGCGAUGA